AGUCAAUCCGUGCGACCCGGUUCUCUUUCUCUCUCUCUCUCUCUCUCUCUGUGCCCAUACAACUACAGAAUCGAGACGGGUUUUUCAUCUUUAGCGUCGGUUUCUUCCUCCUUCGUACGCUUCUCGUCGCGUGGGGGCAGCGAGAUAGUCUUCGUGCUUCGACACCCAUCUUUGCAGUUCUCCGUUCCCCGUUCGUUUUGGUUCGGUGGAGCCGGUAAAGAAGUAGAUGGUAGGUGACAGGGGGCGCCAGUGAGCGGUGGAGGCUGAAUUAUAUGGACAAUUUAUGCUGCUUCAAGUCUGUAUAUUCUCAGCUUGUAGGAGGGCGUUCCUCAUGUAACUCAGGCAAGGGAAGGAGCCGUCAGAGCCCCUUCAAAUAUGGAUUUAGCUUAAUAAAAGGGAAAGCAAAUCAUCCCAUGGAAGAUUACCAUGUUGCGAAAAUUGUUCGGAGCCACGGACGUGAACUUGGUCUUUUUGCCAUCUUUGAUGGGCAUCUAGGAGAUAGCGUUCCUGCGUACCUACAGAAGCAUCUCUUCCAAAAUAUCCUGACAGAGCAAAACUUUUGGACGGAUCCCAGCCGAUCUAUUGCUAGAGCCUAUGAGAAAACAGAUCAAGCAAUCUUGUCACACAAUCCUGACCUAGGACGUGGUGGGUCCACAGCAGUCACUGCAAUCCUUGUAAAUGGGCGCAAGUUAUGGGUUGCAAAUGUUGGAGAUUCCCGAGCUGUACUUUCAAGGAAAGGGCAGGCAGUACAAAUGUCUACAGACCAUGAGCCUAACACUGAGCGAGGCAGCAUUGAGGACAGAGGUGGAUUCGUCUCGAACAUGCCAGGAGAUGUUGCAAGAGUGAAUGGCCAGUUGGCAGUGUCUCGUGCUUUUGGAGACAAGAACCUCAAAUCGCACUUGCGGUCUGAUCCCGAUAUACAAAGCACUGACAUCAACCAAGACACUGAUUUUCUCAUCCUUGCGAGUGACGGUCUAUGGAAGGUCAUGUCUAAUCAAGAGGCGGUCGACAUUGCUCGGAGGAUGAAGGACCCUUUGAGGGCGGCCAAGAGCCUUGCGGCUGAAGCAGUAAAUAGAGAUAGUAAGGACGACAUAUCCUGCGUCGUUGUUCGUCUAAAGGCGUAGCACCAAAAGCUUGUAUAUUAUCGAUAUAGGGGAAAAAAUGGCGCUUGGUGCGGUUGUUGCCAUGAGCCCACCGGUUCAUAAUCCAGCAUAAGUUUGGAGAAAAAAAUGAUUUCGGAUUAGGUGAUAACUUGCGAAUUUAACAUUCUGUAAGUCAUACAUAAUGUUACUGCACUUGUGUGUGCGGCUUGCUGUUGGUUUGUUCCUUCCAAUAUGUAGGUUCAUUUGCAAUUCGUGCUUGUAAUUUGCUCAUACCUUCCGAAGCUGUGCGAAUACAUAAGUGGAUUUAUUUAUUUAUAGAAUGAGUGUUGUUAUAUGGCAA
Syzygium oleosum is the source of this 1443-nucleotide messenger RNA. Its product is annotated as probable protein phosphatase 2C 10. The record is from RefSeq and is a predicted model, not a curated record. The transcript is spliced from 6 exons. Gene Ontology annotation, biological process: protein dephosphorylation. Gene Ontology annotation, cellular component: nucleus; cytosol. Gene Ontology annotation, molecular function: protein serine/threonine phosphatase activity. NCBI's taxonomy places the organism in Eukaryota, Viridiplantae, Streptophyta, Magnoliopsida, Myrtales, Myrtaceae. The coding region runs from base 273 to 1124 and encodes 283 amino acids.